Molecule: messenger RNA, 586 nt
Organism: Penicillium nucicola
Lineage: Eukaryota; Fungi; Ascomycota; Eurotiomycetes; Eurotiales; Aspergillaceae
Product: 60S ribosomal protein eL14
Exons: 4
Coding region: 140-586 (148 amino acids)
Biological process (GO): ribosomal large subunit biogenesis; translation
Cellular component (GO): cytosolic large ribosomal subunit; ribosome
Molecular function (GO): RNA binding; structural constituent of ribosome
Source: RefSeq, a predicted model, not a curated record
CUCAGCAGAGCCCUAUCGCUGCGAGUGGCCGAUUAAGCGAGAAUUGCGAGUUGUGGGCACAUCCCGGAAUUUCGAGCCAACUUCUGGACAAUUGAACUCUUUCGACAACCCAUACACAUACCCUCCGACCAAAUUCGACAUGGCCGAUAUCGAUGUCAAGGUCGCUUCCUGGAAGCUGGUUGAGGUUGGCCGCCUGGUGCUGAUCCGCGCCGGUCCCUACGAGGGCAAGCUCGCCGCUGUCGUUGAGAUCGUGGACCACCGCCGUGUCCUGGUCGACGGUCCCUCCACCGAGGAGAACAAGAUCGUUCCCCGUCACGUUCUUCCUCUCGCCCACGCCACCCUCACUCACUUCACCAUUCCCCAGCUCCCCCGUGCUGCCGGUACCGGUCCCGUGAAGAAGCUUUGGGCUAAGAACGAGAUUGAUGGCAAGUGGGCCAAGAGCUCUUUCGCUCAGCGCACCGACCGCUCCGAGCGCCGCAAGAACCUGUCCGACUUCGAGCGCUUCAAGGUCCUCCGUCUCCGCAAGCAGGCCCGCUACGAGGUCCAGAAGUCCUUCGCCAAGGUCCGCGCUGCCACCAAGGCAUAG